UCACCUAAUCACCCUAUCACAUCCUCGUAUCGACAAAACAACCGUCACCCCCGACAACACAUUCGCAAAUCAUUUCAAAAUUGUCAUAUUUUUGUUGGCAAUGGUUAGUGGCAAAGAAUUUCGUUCUUCUUUACGCAAACCACUACCCGGAGCCCCCCGACACAAAACCUGUCGCAUCGUUCCGGCCUUCACGAUCCAAGCUCUACAAAAAGGUACAUGUGUUGUCCCUCCGCCCCGUUGCAAUGCGCUCAAGGAGCAGCCCCCCAGACCGACCAACUUCCGAACGAACUACAAACGCGGGGAUUUCCCCAUCGCAUUGGAAGCCAACGGCAAACGAAUAUCGUGGAAAGCCGACAUAAACAAACUGGACUACCACCACUACCUGCCCAUGUUUUUCGAGGGGCUGUGCGAGACGGAAAACCCCUAUAAAGCCUUCGCCCAACAGGGGAUUCACGAUAUGUUGACGUAUGGCGGACCGAAGAUUUUUCCAUGUAUUCCACAAUUAAUUAUUCCGAUUAAAAAUGCUCUCAAUACGAAAAAUAAGCAAGUCAUGUGCUCCACCUUAAGAGUCUUGCAACACUUGGUCAAGUCGGGCGAUAUGGUUGGGGAGGCUCUGGUCCCCUAUUACCGCCAGAUUUUACCCGUAUUGAAUUUAUUUAAGGAGAAAAAUGUAAAUUGUGGCGACGGCAUUGAUUAUAGCCAAAUGAGAGGGGAGAACUUAGCCGAUAUUAUUAACGAUACUUUGGAAACGCUUGAAAGAUAUGGGGGAGAAGAUGCGUUCAUUAACAUCAAAUAUCUCAUCCCGACAUACGAGUCGUGUAUGAUGAACUGAGCCUGGUUGACAAACUUAGUAAAUAAAAAAGAUUCUGCCAGC
This is a messenger RNA of Tribolium castaneum (red flour beetle), 874 nucleotides long. RefSeq lists its product as uncharacterized. The coding region runs from base 101 to 832 and encodes 243 amino acids. The record is from RefSeq and is a predicted model, not a curated record. Gene Ontology annotation, molecular function: Hsp70 protein binding; Hsp90 protein binding. The transcript has 4 exons. NCBI's taxonomy places the organism in Eukaryota, Metazoa, Arthropoda, Insecta, Coleoptera, Tenebrionidae.